GGCAGUGCGGAACUCCUCGAGUGUUGACAACAGCUUUUGGAAUGCGCCAGACUCACCCUAGCGCAAGGGGAAACAAUCUGGACGUAAACGCACGGCCUCAGGUGUUCAGGAGCUCCAGGUUUCCCAAUGUCUUCCUGCUGCUGUCCCCCUCUCCUCCCAGUGCUGCUGAUGUCUGGCCUGGCAGCUCUCCUUUUGCUGGCCUCUGGAGUCCACAGCCAAGGGAAGCUCAAGCUCACCGUGCUGUCUGAGGAUCGUCUCCAGAUGAAGUGGAAGGAGGCCGAGACUCCAGUUCAGGGGUACAAGGUUCGAGUGAAGCCCAUUUCAGACGAGCCCCAGCCAGAGCUGAUGUUGACGACAACACGGGGCAGGGCCACAGUGGCAGGGCUGGACCCCCGGCAGGAGUACGCCCUGCAAGUCCUGAUGCUCAACGGGACACAGGAGAAGCUCAUCGCCAAGAGACGAUUCACCAUUGACAGUCUGCGGGAGGAGUGGUUGAACCGCACUGGCAGCCGAGAGCAGCGGAGGAAAGUGAUUGCCGGGGGUUUGGGGUCAGGGGACAUCGACGACUCAACAGAGGCCCUGCUGGCCGCUCCCACUGUGAUGUUCACGGAGCCCCCGAGGACAGAAACAACCACCUCCCCGGACAAAAGCUUGGGGGGAGAGAGGGGCUCCAAGGAGGAGAAGAAGAAGAAGAAAAACAAGGAUCGUACGAAGUCAGGUGAUAAGCAGGAAGAGAGAACAACGCGUGGGAAGUCAGAGGAAGAAAACUCCAGCAGGGACAAACCCAGGAAAACAGUCCCCACACAGCCUGUCACAGCUGUUUCCACGCGUAAAGCAUUUGAAUGCGACGCAACCGCGGCUGCUGACAUGGUUUUACUGGUGGAUGGGUCCUGGAGCAUUGGGCGUACCAAUUUCAAGCGGGUUCGAGACUUCCUGGAGGGCCUGGUUACGCCCUUCCACAUUGGCCCUGACAGGGUGCAGAUAGCCCUAUCCCAGUACAGUGGAGAUCCCCGCACUGAGUGGCAGCUCAAUAACUUCACCUCCCGCGACCAACUGCUGGAAGCCGUCAGGAAUUUCAGAUAUAAAGGAGGGAACACCUUCACAGGUCAAGCUCUAAUGCACGUCUUAGAGCAGAAUCUUCGGGAGGAGGUGGGGGCACGGCCGGAUACCCCCCGCUUCUUGAUCCUCCUGACUGAUGGGAAGUCCCAGGAUGAUGCCAUUGCUGCUGCCAACAAGCUGAAGAAUGCUGGAGUGGAGCUCAUCGCUGUGGGAGUGAAAAACGCGGAUGAGGCGGAGCUCCGUCAGGUUGCGUCCGAGCCCCUGGAGCUCAACGUCUACAAUGUGAACGACUUCCCUCUGCUGAGCAAACUGGUGGGACGGCUGGUGCGAAUCCUUUGUGGGAAGAUUGAGGACCGCAGCAAAGCCAAGAGAAUGGAGAGGCCAACCCCUGACCCAGUCCUGUCCUACCCAAGCCCCACUGACCUGACCUUCUCUGACCUGGGCUCCAAGGAGGUUCGGCUGAGCUGGACCGCCCCAACCAGGCCUGCGCUCCAGUACAGAGUGGUGUACCACAGUAGCGAGGGUCAAAGCCCCCAGGAGGUGGUGGUGAAUGGCACAGACUCCAGCGUCAUGUUGAGGGGCCUCUCGUCACAGACUCAGUACCACCUAUCCAUCUUCCCUGUCUAUGAGAACAAUGUGGGCCCUGCCCUGAGAGGAACUAUCACCACACUUCCGCUGGGUGCACCUGAGGGCCUGGAGGUUACACCCUCGUCUCCAGGAAGCCUGCGUGUGCACUGGGGCCCUGCCCCCGGGGCUACACAAUACAUGGUCCUCUACUCUGCCCUCAGGCACGGGGAGCCCGAGGAUGCCAAGGAGGUGAAGUUUGGACCAGACCAGACAGAUGUUGAGCUGGGGGGUUUGAUGCCAGAAACAGACUACUCAGUGACUCUGUAUGCUCUGUAUGACGAGGACCCCAGUGAUCCAGUCACUGCAAUCUCCGCGACAUACCCCUUGCCGCCCCCUCUGAGCCUGCAGUUCCCAUUAGUCAGCCACAGUAUGGUGAGGGUGAGCUGGGUGCCAGGCUCUGUGGACGUUCCCGGACACCAGAUCACCUACAGCACCAACCACGGCAGUGACGUCAGGCAGGUGGAGGUAACAAGAGUUAACUCAGUGCUGCUGCAGAACCUGUCAUCUCUAUCCAGAUACCUGGUGUCUGUGCGCUCACAGUAUGAGCAGGGGCUGUCUGCACCUCUCACAGCCAACAUCACCACAUUGAGGGUACCUGCACCCUCUGAUCUACGAGUAACCAACUUCUCAGGAAGUGACAUCACAGUACGCUGGGACUCAGCAGCUGAUGAUGUUGUCUCUUACCUCAUCAAGUGGAUAUCCCUCGGUGGGGGCAAGCUCAGUCAGCUCACAGUGAGCGGGGACAGUGAGGGAGCCAUACUGGAGGGAGUGGAGGAUAAUAAGGAAUACCAGAUCUCACUCUCUGCACUGUAUGCAGAUGGAGCACGGAGUGAAGCUAUGGCCAUUCGAUACAGCACCUCAUCGGGGGGUGGUCCCAGCAGUGUGACAAUCUCUGAGGAAACAGCAGUGAGCUUUUUGGUCAGCUGGGUGCCACCCAAUGCCCAUGUAUUGCAGUACCAUGUCUCCUACACUGCACUGAACGGAGAGUCGCAGGAACACACAGUGCUGGUGCCGGGCAGCGAGAGACGGGUGCGCCUGCAGCCUCUGCUCCCCGACACGCGCUACAGCGUCCUCGUCACCGCCGAGUACAGGAGCCGGGAAGGGGGCAGCGCCUCUGCGCAGGGCAAAACCACCAGCCUACGCGUGAGCAGCGUUAGUGUGGUCCGCUCAGAUCACUCCAGCCUCUGUGUGUCCUGGAGGACCCUCUCAGCUGUCACAGGGUACCGCAUCGUCAUUCAGUCCGUCAAAGACAAGCAGACCAAGCAGCAGAUUGUGGAUGCCUCCAGCAGCAGUCACUGUUUCUCCGACCUGCAGCCAGAGACUGUGUAUCGCAUCAGCGUGCACUCCCGCCUCGGCACAGCAGAGGGCGCAGCUGUCACCAUCCUGCACUCAACAGCCCCAGCACCUGCCAGAGUCCCCCUUCACCCCCGAUUGCGCUUGACGCACAAUGAAGUGUGUCCUGAGGUGACCAUCAGAAACAUCGUAGUAAAAGGAUUUGAUAUGAUGGAGGCAUUUGGGUUGACCCAGAGGGCUCACUCCUCUGUGGAGGGUGUGGCAGCUGAGCCCUUUAUCUUCAACACACUUCCCAGCUACACAUUGUACCGGGACAUCCAGCUCACCCAGAGCACACACUUCAUCCAUCCUGCAGGAAUCUCCCCGGAGCACACCAUCAGUGUGGUGUUCCGUGUACUGCAGGACACGCCACGAGAACCCUUCGCCCUCUGGCAGCUCACCGACAAUGACUUCCAGCCGAAAAUGGGGGUGGUACUGGACCCUGUGAGGAAGCAGCUUCUGUACUUCAGCCUGGAUUACAGAGGAGAGGUCCAAGAGCUGACCUUCGACCAGCCCGAAGUGCAGAGGCUUUUCUAUGGCAGCUUCCACAAGGUGCACCUGUCUGUCAGCCAGGUGAGUGUUUCUCUGUCUGUGGACUGUCAGCGUGUGGCAGAGAGACCAGCCCGGCCCCUUGGCACCCUUCCCACUGACGGCUUUGAGAUGUUGGGCAAGCUGGUGAAGACUCGAGGGCCACACAGUGGUUCUGUCCCGUUUCAGCUGCAGUCAUUUGAGAUUGUGUGCAACACCACCUGGGCCUCAGAGGACACCUGCUGUGACAUCCCAGCACAGAGAGAUGAGGAGAGCUGCCCUGCUCCAGCCUAUGCCUGCACCUGUACCUCAGAUGUUCCGGGAGCUCCUGGCCCAACUGGCCCUCCAGGCAAACCAGGUCCCCGGGGUGAGAAAGGGGAGAGAGGAGAGCAAGGCCAGAAGGGAGAAAUGGGUCCUUCUGGGAAGAUGGGGUCAGAGGGUGGUGUAGGCCCCCUGGGGUCACGUGGCCCCAGAGGGAUGACAGUGCAAGGUCGAGUGGGCCCACCCGGUGCAAGAGGAGAGAAAGGUGACAAGGGAAAGCCUGGGAUCCAGGGGUUGCCAGGUCCACCCGGUCCAGGAGGCAGAGAGGGAAACCCAGGCCCCAAGGGAAUGAGAGGUGUGGAGGGCAACAUGGGUAUACCAGGAAUAACUGGACCAAGGGGGUUCCAGGGCAUGCCGGGUGUCCCAGGCCCUGUGGGAGAGAGAGGGUCUCUUGGACCAGUGGGGCCUACAGGGCUUCCCGGAAGUAAGGGUGAGAGGGGGGAGAAGGGGGAGAUGCAGUCCCUUGCAAGCAUCUACCAGCUAGUCACCCAGGCCUGUGAACAACUGGUGCACAGCGAGGUCAUGAAGCUAGACUCUUUCCUGAAUGAGAUGAGCCGUAAGCCUGUGCCCCUGGAGGAGCCAGUGGGGCCCCCAGGAGAACCUGGGAUACCAGGGCCCAAAGGGGCCCCGGGGCACAGGGGAGCCCAAGGAAGACAGGGUCCCAGAGGGAAACCGGGGAAACCGGGGUACCCAGGAGAACAAGGACGUAGGGGGCUUUCGAGUGAGAAGGGCAGUCCAGGGGCCAAUGUGCAGGGGCCACAGGGGACCAAGGGAUUUGCAGGUCCCCCGGGAGAGGCUAGGCUGGGAAAAGCAGGACCUCGGGGAGAAGACGGAAAGCCAGGGGCUCCUGGAUUGGCGGGGGCAGCUGGACAGCCCGGAGAGAUGGGGCCGCCAGGGUCUUGUGACAGCAGUGGUUGCCGCAGAGGACGCAAUCCAGCAGAAGAUCCAUAUUUUGGGUACCGGCCCUGAGUACAGAUGGCUCCACCCCAAAAUUUCCCAUGUCUUUUUCUGGGUGUUGUCCAGUUCAGAACCAGCUUCUGUGGAUUUUUUUUUUUUUUUUUGCAAAGUCCCUCUUUAUGACAAAGUGCAUUGCUGGAGCUGAACCACUGAAUGAGACAGGGUCCCGGAGAUUGGCCUUUCAGACAUAAUAAGUCUGUUGACCGCAUGAGAAUGUAUCAGAGCAGCACCACUCAACCACAGCGAACUCAGCUGGUAUAAAAGCGUUGGAUCGGACAAGCUUCCCAGAGACUGCCUGGGAGGAGGAGACAUAAAGAAGUAGAAUUUAGAAUAAGGUUUCAACUUUCCUGGAAGAUGUUACUUCUCAUACUUUGUGAACAGUGUAUCUCAUCUCUUUACACCAAAAAAAUCAAGUCCAAGCCUGAACUGCCAUUUGUGCUUGAAAGGCAUGUGUUCAUGAAGGUGGCCAUUUGUUUCACAUACAUUUACACACACAUCUUUUAUUUAUGUGUACAUUAUGGGAAUUUCACCCAGAUAUAGCAACUGAAUAUGUUCGUGAUUUAAUCACA
Molecule: messenger RNA, 5393 nt
Organism: Megalops cyprinoides (Indo-Pacific tarpon)
Lineage: Eukaryota; Metazoa; Chordata; Actinopteri; Elopiformes; Megalopidae
Gene: col20a1
Product: collagen alpha-1(XX) chain
Exons: 42
Coding region: 127-4836 (1569 amino acids)
Molecular function (GO): protein binding
Source: RefSeq, a predicted model, not a curated record